Molecule: messenger RNA, 615 nt
Organism: Colletotrichum acutatum
Lineage: Eukaryota; Fungi; Ascomycota; Sordariomycetes; Glomerellales; Glomerellaceae
Exons: 3
Coding region: 145-615 (156 amino acids)
Source: RefSeq, a predicted model, not a curated record
CGGGUUUUCUGUGUUGUCACUUCUCUUGAUUCCAAGCUGGAGCUAACAACUAUAUAAAACCUAGGCACCUACUUGCUUAAGUUGAUCAUAAACCACCCUUCACACAUAGAUCUCUAAACUCAGCUUCCAGACAAUUCUUUCACAAUGGUCCAAGUCGCCCUUUCUUCAGUUGCUUUGCUCUUCCUGGUGGCUCUCGCAGCUGCGUCUCCUGCUCCUCUUGCAGACUCUCGGGAUGCCGUUGGUGUCGGUGACUGGUCCUGGGAACAAUGGGUUGAGACUAUCAUUGCCGAUCCUGAAAGCGCUCUAUCCGUCGACGAGGCCCUUGAAGCUGCUGCCAAAUCCGCUGCUGCUCAUGAAGCUGGCUCACUUCACAAGAGACAGGAGCAGUUCUUGGUGUGCAACGAUGGCAAGCCUUCCGCUUGGGCACCUGAUGCUGUGACAUGCAUCAAUUACCUUGCCGGUUUGAACGCGAACUGCGGUACUAGAACCGCGACGGCGAUGUGUACCGCUGGUAAUGCGCAAAUUGUUGGAAGCGGUAGCGGGGCCGGAGAAGUGAGCACCAAUUGGUAUGUCGAAAUCGGUUUCUCGACUUCCAAAGACUCGUAUAAGAUGUAG